Molecule: messenger RNA, 2172 nt
Organism: Abrus precatorius (Indian licorice)
Lineage: Eukaryota; Viridiplantae; Streptophyta; Magnoliopsida; Fabales; Fabaceae
Product: ribonuclease III domain-containing protein RNC1, chloroplastic
Exons: 5
Coding region: 186-1796 (536 amino acids)
Biological process (GO): regulation of gene expression; rRNA processing
Cellular component (GO): nucleus
Molecular function (GO): ribonuclease III activity; double-stranded RNA binding
Source: RefSeq, a predicted model, not a curated record
AGGGUGUGGCGCGUUGCUUGACCUUAUCCAACUAAAACCCCUGCAACACAACGCCCCAAACCCUGUCAUCUAUGGUGUCAAAACCCAUACAAAACCCCCACCAACCACUGAACCAACCAUCUUAAUGUUCAUCGCCCACCUUCUACAAAGAACAUUUCCGUCCACACUUAUCCUCAUCUACGCUAAUGGAACUUUCUUCCUCCUUUUUACUCCCCCCAAAACCAUGUUCGUCCUCACCACCUAACUUCUCUUUCUCAUGCUCCCUCUCUCCGUUUCCCAUUCAAGUUUUCAUCAGAAAUUUCAAAUCCCGAAACCCCACGUCCCAAAGCUUCCGUAUUUUCGCGGUUGCCUUAGAACCGCAACGGGAACUCCCCGGAAACAGUCCUCAGAGACUUCUCAAGGAACUCGCGGAACGCAAAAAGGUGACUUCUCCGAAAAAGGGACCCCCAAGAAGGUUCAUCUUAAGGCCCCCAAUAGAUGAUAACAAAUUAGCAGAAAGGUUCCUCAAUAGCCCCCAAUUGUCUCUGAAAUCGUUCCCUCUGUUGAGUUCCUGCUUACCCUCGUCGAGGCUCAACAAUGCCGAUAAGACGUGGAUGGAUGAGUACUUGCUGGAAGCGAAGCAAGCUUUGGGGUACUCUCUUGAGCCCUCGGAAACUCUCGGGGACGAUAACCCGGCAAAGCAAUUCGAUGCAUUGUUGUACUUAGCGUUUCAACACCCGUCGUGUGAGAGAACGAAAGCACGACACGUGAGAUCGGGGCAUUCGAGGCUGUCUUUUCUGGGGCAGUAUGUGAUUGAAUUGGCCCUAGCUGAGUUCUUCUUGCAGAGGUAUCCGAGGGAGUCGCCGGGUCCAAUGAGGGAGAGAGUGUUUGGUUUGAUAGGGAAGAAGAGCUUGCCCAGGUGGAUUAAAGCUGCUAGCUUGCAGAAUUUGGUGUUUCCAUAUGAUGAUAUGGAUAAGAUGCCGAGGAGGGAAAAGGAGGGGCCUGUAAAGUCAGUAUUUUGGGCUUUGCUUGGGGCUAUCUAUCUUUGUUUUGGUAUGCCAGAAGUGUACCGUGUUCUUUUUGAAGUCUUUGGAAUGGAUCCAGAUGAAGAGGAUUGCCAGCCUAAAUUGCGCAGACAACUUCAAGAUGUGGAUUAUGUAUGUGCUGAGUUUGAAGGCAAGCUAAGCUGGCAAGAUAUUGUUGCAUACAAGCCUCCUGCAGAUGCUCUGUUUGCUCAUCCAAGGCUGUUCAGAGCUUGUGUUCCCCCAGGCAUGCAUCGGUUCAGAGGAAAUAUAUGGGAUUAUGACAGCAGAUCCCAAGUUAUGAACACUCUUGGAUAUCCAUUAGAAAUGACAGACAGAAUUCCAGAAAUUACUGAAGCCAGGAACAUAGAGCUUGGACUUGGAUUGCAGCUAUGUUUCAUGCAUCCCUCAAAGUACAAAUUUGAGCAUCCUCGAUUUUGCUAUGAGAGAUUAGAAUACAUUGGCCAAAAGAUACAGGAUUUGGUGAUGGCUGAAAGAUUAUUGAUGAAGCAUUUAGAUGCUCCAGGAUUGUGGCUACAACAGAGGCACCGUGGCCUUCUUAUGAACAAGUAUUGUGGAAGAUAUUUGAGGGCCAAACAUCUCCACCGGGUUAUUAUAUAUGAUGACAGGGUUCAAGACACUUAUGAGCACAACCGAAGAAAGAGAAACCCGGCCACAACAGCUGUUCAACAAGCCCUUCAUGGGCUUUCCUAUCUUGUUUAUGGGAAACGUGAUGUGAGACGUCUAAUGUUUGAGGUUUUUGACUUUGAGCAAAUCCAGCCUAAAGAAGUCUAAAUAUGAAGACAAUAGCGACACAACGAUAGAGAGCACAUUCGUUUUUCAUUUUUAUCUCUUUGGUUUUUCUUUUCUACCCGUUGAUUUGGGCUUUCUUCUCAUAUUAUGAUUAUGAUUUGAUCCAGCAUGUUGUAGGCGAUUUGCAAAUUCUUCGGAAGUUGCGCUUGUAUAUAUUCGAUGUAUUUUAUUGUUUUGAUACUGUGCGCCGUAGACAACCCCAAGUGCAAAGAUGAGGAUACAUAUAUGAUUACUUGUUCUUCUCCUUGACUUAGACCAUAGAACAAAAGCAUGACGAUCAAAAUGCGACGUUGGUAUGAUUAUUUGGUAAUUAGACUUGAGAUUUUCACAACGUAUAUGAGAAAACCAAGAAUAGCCC